AUGACAUCAACUCCCGUAAAAGAUCCGGAAAACAAGCUGGAAAUCUACAGCACGCCAGUCGGAGGUCGUCAGCAGCAGAAAAAGAAAAUGGCGGAAGAGCUCCAGGCGAUUGUGCUACAGCGCGGUGCCGUCAAGGGCAAAAUUACACGGAUCAGAAACGUUCUCUUCCGAUGCGAGCAAGACAACACAAUCCCGGACGAAUUCCUGCUGCGUACCCAGUUGAAGACGAUUGAUGCUGCCUACGAUGAAUUUAACCAGUUCCAGAAUAGAAUCUACGCUCUUUCGCCCGCCAGCGCAGAGGAACAGGAGCAGAAGUACGUCGAGUUUGAGGAGCUCCACAACGAUGUACGAACCAGGGUUUGCCGGCUGCUGAGCGGUGUAAAGCAAGAGGCGAUUCAACAACCGCAGGAGGGCAUGCAAGUAGCCCAGGUGCCCCAACCAGUUCGAGUUCAAGCGACCCCGUCUCUCCACACUCCGCUGCCAACGUUCGACGGGAAACCAGAAAACUGGUUCAAGUUUAAAGCAAUUUUUCUGGACGUCAUGAGCAAGCACGCCGGCGAGUCAGAUGCAACGAAGCUUUACCAUCUCGACAAGUGUUUGGUGGGUGAAGCUUCCGGAACGAUUGACCAACAAACCAUUAACGACGGAAACUUUGCUGCUGCGAUGGAUCAUCUGACAGCCCGCUACGAAGACAAACGGAAGAUUGUUGACAUCCACAUCAGCGGAAUACUUAACCUCAAAGCUAUGACGAGCGAGAGUGGCAAACAACUACGCGAUCUGGUGGAUGAGUGCAAGCGGCAUGUUGAUGCACUCAACUUCUACGAAUUUGAGAUGGAUGGACUCUCGGAUAUCAUGGUCGUCAGUAUCCUGGCGUCGAAGCUCGAUCUGGAAACGAGGAAGUUGUGGGAAAGCAGCAUCGACCACGGUGACAUUCCGGAGUAUGCCGACAUGAUCAAGUUCCUCACAACUCGCAGCCAAGUUUUGGAGCGGAUCGAACCAGCUAGCAAGCCGAAGAAGUCCACCAACGCUACUACGAAGACUCCUCCACUGAAGAUAUCGUCCCUGGCGGCGUCGGUCGAAUACCGAUGCAAUUUUUGUGAGCAAGGCCACCUGAAUCAUCAGUGCAGCGAUUAUCUUAAGCUGAAUCCGAAGGAACGCUACGAGAAAGCCAAGCAAGCUGGAGUCUGCUAUAACUGCUUGAGGAAGGGACACGUCACUGCGCGGUGUUCGUCCAAGAAGUCAUGCAAAGCCUGCAACAAACGACAUCAUUCUACUCUCCACAUGAACACUACUCCCACGGAUGUCGUCGAGCAGACAACGGUUGCGGUACCAGCGGCAUCAAACGAGGAUUCCACGAAGCCCACUACGACGAACAAGAUCAGCGCUUCCUGUACACUCUACCAACAAAAUACACUGUUGUGUACAGCACUUGUGAACAUUUUCGACGACAGUGGCAAGGCCCAGCCGUGCCGCGUUCUGCUGGAUUGUGGUUCACAAGUGAAUCUACUGACGGAGAAAUUGGCAUCGCUACUACGGGUGAAACGCCGGAGCGUGAACGUCGAUGUCACGGGAGUGGAUGGUUCUACGACCAGGGUUUCGGCCUUGGUACACGUCGACGUACAAGCUCGGGACAAGAAAUACACAAACAACAUUGAGUGUUUGGUGAUCAAUCGGAUUACUGGAAUCAUACCUGCAAAGAACGUUGACAUUUCUACGUGGCCGAUACCGUCCGGGCUAAACCUCGCCGACCCGGAGUUUCAUCGCCCUCAGCGGGUGGAUAUGUUGAUUGGAGUCGGCCACUUCUUCGGUCUUCUGAAUUCAGGUAAGAUUAAGCUCGCCGAAAGCCUGCCGUUUCUACAGGAGACAGUUUUUGGUUGGGUGGUCGGUGGCAUCGCCGACGCUACAAGCUGGAAGUAUGAAGUCACCCACUGCAACGUCGCGGUCCGUGAAGCAGAUUUGAACGAUCUCGUGGAAAGAUUCUGGGAAUCCGAGGCGGUACCCACCGCUUCCAGUCUGUCGUCUGAAGAGGCGGCAUGCGAGCAGUUCUACGACCAGACCUACAGCCGGCUCCCGAACGGAAGAUACAUCGUCAAGUUGCCUUUUCGUGACAAUAAGCUGGCAAAAAACGCAGAACUCAAGGAGGCAUAUUGCGCUUUUAUGGAGGAGUAUAGACAGUUGGGCCACUGUCGGGAAGUCGAUCCGAACGAAGAAGAAGCUGGUGGAUUCUACCUGCCCCACCACGCUAUACUCAAACCAAGCUCGUCUACCACCAAGCUUCGAACCGUGUUUGACGCUUCGGCACAAUCGAGUUCGGGUCUGUCUUUGAACGACACUCUGAUGAUCGGCCCUACUAUCCAGGAUUCGCUCAUCGAUAUUGCUCUUCGAUUUCGAACACAUGCGUUUGUGUUCACGGCGGACAUCUCUAAGAUGUACCGCAUGAUACUGGUGCAUACUGACCACACAAAGUAUCAGCGUGUUUUUUGGAGAGCAGAUCCCGCAGAGCCACUCAAGACACUCGAGCUUUUGACCGUUACCUAUGGGACGGCGUCUGCGCCGUACUUGGCCACUCGCACGCUCAAGCAGUUGGCUCGUGAUGAAGGACACGACCACCCUCGUGGAGCAGAAAUACUGGAAAACGACUUCUAUAUCGACGACGCACUUUCGGGUGCUGAUACCCUAGAGGAAUUGAUGCUGGCCCGCACUGAACUGGAAGAGCUACUGAUGAAGGGAGGAUUCGAGCUUCAUAAGUGGUGCUCAAACUCUGCCGAAUUUCUUGACACUGUACCAGAAGAGCGCCGAGAGAAGCGGAUGUCAUACGAAUUGGAUGGCGUAAACGAUUUGAUCAAGACUCUCGGCAUUUUGUGGAACCCUACCAGCGAUCAAUUGAUGUUUCGUAUUGCUCCCACUGAUCGGACGCAUCCGGUAUCGAAACGCUACAUUUUGUCAGAAAUAGCCAGAUCCUUCGACCCGUUGGGUCUGCAAGCACCGGUUUGCGUCACCGCUAAAUUGAUAAUGCGUCAGUUGUGGAUGAAAAAGGUAUCAUGGGACGAAGAGCUGAGCAAGGAAGUUGCAGAGAACUGGAACAAAUUUCGUGAUGGUCUACGGGCCCUGAUGGAUCUACAAAUCGAACGUCGAGUCAUCGCACCCGAACGAGUUGCUUUAGAGUUGCAUGCAUUCUCAGUACCUCGCAAGACGCAUAUGGUACCUGCGUCUAUGUACGUAGCAUAA
This is a messenger RNA of Aedes albopictus (Asian tiger mosquito), 3228 nucleotides long. RefSeq lists its product as uncharacterized. The record is from RefSeq and is a predicted model, not a curated record. Gene Ontology annotation, molecular function: nucleic acid binding; zinc ion binding. The transcript has 2 exons. Bases 1 to 3228 code for a protein of 1075 amino acids. NCBI's taxonomy places the organism in Eukaryota, Metazoa, Arthropoda, Insecta, Diptera, Culicidae.